Molecule: messenger RNA, 1014 nt
Organism: Cladophialophora psammophila CBS 110553
Lineage: Eukaryota; Fungi; Ascomycota; Eurotiomycetes; Chaetothyriales; Herpotrichiellaceae
Exons: 1
Coding region: 1-1014 (337 amino acids)
Source: RefSeq, a predicted model, not a curated record
AUGCAGCGAAACUACCGGCGAAUGCGAGAGACUCUUUUCGAUCUUUACACCGAACGCGAUACUCUGCCGUGGUACUUCAGGACUAUUGCCAUCGCUGCCUCCUGGCUCGCUCUCGGCGGAUACAUUGUAUUCUCGCUCGUCUUCACCUCUGCCGAGGAGAACAUCAAAGUCUCACGUACUUUCCUGACGGUCCUCGCCGCAGUGCUCCUUAUUCUCGGUUAUGGCGCAAUCACAGCAAUCGGAUAUUUCAGUCGCAGCCUGCUCUUUCUCUUCGAUGCCGUUCUGCUUCCGAUUUUGACCUCUUCGUUUAUGGGCGUCUUCGUUACAGUUGUGAACCAUGCUCUUCACAAAAGGUUCCCGAUUCCGACCCAGGUUUACAUCUACGUACCAUUGGUCAUUGCCUGUGCCACCACAAUUGGGACCGGAGUGCUCAGUUAUAUCACAUUCAGAAAGUUAAGCAAAAUUAAGGAGUUGGACAGACAGAGGAGGCAACAUGUUCAAAGAUGGGAUAGAAGCUCCUAUGUCAGCUACGGAGAUGCAGCCUCCACGACAGAACUAAUCCCAAUGAACCGCUGGACUCCGAACAACAUCCCUGAAGAUGAGGCACAACGGCGGCAACUUCUCCGACUGUUACUCACUCGAGAUUCGGCCGAGUCACCCAAUCACCGAAACUCGCAGAGCACCUACCACAUCACCUUGCCAGGCGAAGAUGUGGGAUCUGACGGUUUGGAGGUGGUCCAGCCUGACACGCGACCCCGUAGCGGCAGUCUCCCAGCAAGCACCGGCAAAUGGCAGAUCUUAAACAAGCUCUCAAGAGAUCGAAGCCCGACGACCGACAACGGAGCUUCCAAGAAUCUUCGAGAACGACGGCGGGAAGAGAUUGAGAGGUCAUCGGUCCUCCUGACACCUGGAACUGAGCCCGGUACAUGGCCACACACUCCAGGGUCGUCACCCUCUCAGACGGUUUCUUAUUCCCCAAACCCGGUCUGGACAGGGUCGACGAGAUAUGCAUAG